This is a messenger RNA of Podarcis lilfordi (Lilford's wall lizard), 410 nucleotides long. The record is from the annotation of a GenBank genome assembly. NCBI's taxonomy places the organism in Eukaryota, Metazoa, Chordata, Lepidosauria, Squamata, Lacertidae.
AUGUGCCGGAGAUCAGAAAGACAGAGCCGAGCUCCGGCGGAGGCUCCUGGGAACGGAGAUGCCCCGUCCAUCACUGCCCCAUUGAUGCUUCUCCCAGCUCAGCGAGAUACCACCAGGCCUCUUCCAGCCAUAUGCAUGCCCCAAUCUCCACUCGAUCCAACGGGCAGGUGCCCUCUGGCUCCCAGGACUCCUUCCAGCCUCACCUGUAUUACCACUGCAACCAGCAAGAAGCCAGAAGCAGCUAUGCCCUGCCAGGCCAUGGGGAGAGGGCGACCUUGUGCUCCCAUCACUCCAGUGGGGAUUCGUCGUCAACUCCCCAGCACGAGGCUGCGGACAUGAGAUGGAAACAGUGGCCCCACGACCAGCAGCAGUUACGGCCAGUGCAACACCAUGUCGUCACGGUCAGGUGA